Triticum turgidum subsp. durum (durum wheat) is the source of this 594-nucleotide messenger RNA. The record is from the annotation of a GenBank genome assembly. Lineage: Eukaryota; Viridiplantae; Streptophyta; Magnoliopsida; Poales; Poaceae.
AUGUUCUCCUUCAUAUGGUGGAUAAUUGGAUUUUACUGGAUAUCUGCUGGGGGUGAAGAGGUUAUCCGUGAUGCACCUCAACUAUACUGGCUUUGCAUAGUCUUCCUGGCGUUUGAUGUGUUCUUUGUUGUUUUCUGUGUCGCUCUGGCUUGCAUUAUUGGUAUUGCCGUUUGUUGCUGCCUCCCUUGCAUUAUAGCAAUUCUGUAUGCUGUCUCUGAUCAGGAAGGAGCAUCUGAAGAUGACAUUCGCCAAAUUCCGAAAUACAAAUUCCGUAGGAUGGAUGAACCUGAAAAGGAUUCCGCUGAUGCCACUGAGUCUUCUGGUGGAAUAAUGAUAGAGUGUGGCACGAACCAACCAAUAGAGAAAGCACUUGCAGCUGAAGAUGCAAACUACGGGAACUCCCUUGUGGCCACCAUUUCCACUGUGCCUGCAUUGACAAGUGGCUGCACAUCAAUGCAACAUGCCCCCUGUGCAAGUUCAGUAUCCGGAAGGGCGGCAGCAGCAGCGGAAGCGAGGAAGUAUAAAUGUAUCCCACUUGAGAAUGCCAUCGGUUCCGACUUCACGCCUGAGUCCUCGCUAAUGUGGUGUGACUAA